This is a messenger RNA of Anguilla rostrata (American eel), 8564 nucleotides long. RefSeq names its product strawberry notch homolog 2a (gene sbno2a). Bases 278 to 4693 code for a protein of 1471 amino acids. Gene Ontology annotation, molecular function: chromatin DNA binding; histone binding. Gene Ontology annotation, cellular component: nucleus. The transcript has 32 exons. The record is from RefSeq and is a predicted model, not a curated record. Lineage: Eukaryota; Metazoa; Chordata; Actinopteri; Anguilliformes; Anguillidae. Gene Ontology annotation, biological process: regulation of DNA-templated transcription.
GAAGUAUCGUCUUUCCAAGUCAAGAUGGCGGCCUCAAUCAGGAAGUGAAAAAAACAAGCCCACUUCAAAAAAAUACAUUAAAACCACCGGUCUCUGUGUGAUAAUAAUACAAUUGUCAUUAAGAGCUCGGUGGAAGGUUACCAGGCAAAGAAAACGUUUUACAUUCUCGGGAUGGCUUUGCUGCGGCUGUGCUAGGUGUGCUGUAGGGACAGUGCGGUCCGGCCGCCAUGUUGUGUGUUCAGGGCGCGUGAGACCCAUCCGCUCUGCGUCUCCUGCCAUGGACGGGGAGGACUACCUGCACCCGGAGGGCCCGCAGCUGGACAGCGCCCCCUACAGGCUGCCCGCCUCGCCGCUCAUGCACUCUGCAGCGGAGGAUCAGAUGUAUCCCUGUAGCUCCUGGGGUGUCCCGCAGCAGUCUGCGUACAACUUUCCCUAUUCUAUGCAAUCCACAAACCAGCAGUACCACUCGAGCGCCGCGUCGCUCGCCCGAUCGGAGACGUACAACGCUUCGCUUUUCCACGACGCCAGCGAGUCGCCUGGCCUCGGGUUCUCCCAGAACAUGGACUUCCCUCAGGAUUUCUCCAUUGAUGACCUCUCCAACACCUCGCUGGACUCCCUGUCCGAAUACGCAGACACCCAAAGCUUCCUCAACUCCGACAGCCUGACGCACGUACCCACCAUAUGGGACGUCAGCACGCACAGCACUGCACAGAACCAGCACGAGCAGAAUCCCAGCCAGUUUCAGGGUCUCGGCACUUUGGAGGAAAUCUCGGCCAUUAUCAACCCCCCGCCUUUGGGAGUAUACCAGAUUCCCACGGCCCACCAACGGCAGCCUGAGGAAGAGGAGGAUGCUGAUGAGGAAGAGGCAGAGGAGCUGGGACACGCCGACACAUAUGCUGAGUACAAACCAUCUAAAUCCACCAUAGGAAUCUCUCACCCGGAUAUCGUCGUGGAAACAAACACCCUCUCCAGCGUUCCGCCUCCUGACGUCACCUACACCCUGUCCAUCCCCGAGGCGACUGUCAGCCGCGGGCUGCUGUCGGCACUGCAGCUGGAAGCCAUCAUCUAUGCCUGCCAGCAACACCAGGUGAUCCUGCAGAAUGGGCAGAGGGCCGGGUUCCUCAUCGGCGACGGCGCGGGGGUGGGGAAGGGCCGAACGGUCGCCGGGGUGAUCUUGGAGAACUACCUGAAGGGGCGGAGGAAAGCUCUGUGGUUCAGCGUGUCCAACGACCUGAAGUACGACGCAGAGAGAGAUCUGAGAGACAUCGAGGCUCCCAACAUCCCUGUGCAUGCCUUAAACAAGAUUAAGUACGGUGACACCACUACCUCAGAGGGCGUCCUGUUCGCCACGUACUCCGCCCUGAUCGGCGAGAGCCAGGCCGGCGGCCAGCACCGGACCCGGCUGAAGCAGAUCCUGGACUGGUGCCGACCCGGGUUCGACGGCGUGAUCGUGUUUGACGAAUGCCACAAAGCCAAAAACGCCACGUCCACCAAGAUGGGCAAGGCCGUGCUGGACCUGCAGAACAAGCUGCCCCUGGCCCGCGUGGUCUACGCCAGCGCCACAGGUGCCUCCGAGCCAAAGAACAUGAUCUACAUGAGCCGGCUGGGGAUCUGGGGAGAGGGCACCCCCUUCAGGGCGUUUGAUGAAUUCCUGCACGCGAUAGAGAAGAGGGGCGUGGGCGCCAUGGAGAUCGUGGCGAUGGACAUGAAGGUGAGCGGGAUGUACAUGGCGCGGCAGCUGAGCUUCUCGGGCGUGUCCUUCCGCAUCGAGGAGAUCGGCCUGGACGACGACUUCAAGCUCGUCUACAACAAGGCCGCCCGCCUGUGGGCGGAGGCGCUGCUGCUCUUCUCGCGAGCAGCCGAUGAGCUGGCGCUGGUCUCCAGGAAGGCGCUGUGGGGCCAGUUCUGGUCCUCCCACCAGCGCUUCUUCAAGUACCUGUGCAUCGCCGCCAAGGUGCGCCGCCUGGUGGAGCUGGCCGAGAGCGAGCUGCGGCAGGGCAAGUGCAUCGUGAUUGGCCUGCAGUCCACAGGAGAGGCGCGUACCCGGGAGGUCCUGGACGAGAACGACGGACACCUGGACAGAUUCGUCUCCGCCGCAGAGGGUGUUUUCCAGUCUCUGGUGCAGAAGCACUUCCCCUCAGAGAAGCAGAAGAGAGAGAAACCAGCUGUAAACAAGAGGAAACGUAAACCUCGAGGUCGGCCAGUGAAGUUACCCAAACCGUGCCAGGAGGUCGGGGGUGUGAUCAGCAUCAGCGAUGACAGCAGUUCUGAGUCCGACGGGCUGGACAGCGACUCAAACUCCUCCCCCGAGUCCCUAUUGGACAACGAUGAUGUCAUAUUCGUCAACCACACCAGCCCCCACACCGUGAAACUAGAAGAAAUGAAGCAGGGGCUACUGAACAAGAUUUCGGAGCUGGGAAAGGAACUACCUCUAAACACCCUGGAUGAGCUGAUUGAUCGAUUCGGAGGUCCCGAGCAAGUCUCAGAGAUGACGGGGCGGAAGGGCCGGGUGGUGCGGCGGGACGGGGUGGUGCGGUACGAGUCCCGGGCGGAGCAGGGCACCAUCGACCACGUCAACAUCCAGGAGAAGAGCCGCUUCAUGUGCGGAGAGAAGCUGGUGGCUAUCAUAUCGGAGGCGGCCAGCUCGGGCAUCUCCCUGCAGGCGGACCGGCGGGUGAAGAACCAGCGGCGCCGGGUCCACAUGACCCUGGAGCUGCCCUGGAGCGCAGACCGAGCCAUCCAGCAGUUCGGCCGGACGCACCGCUCUAACCAGGUCACAGCGCCGGAGUACAUCUUCCUCAUCUCUGAGCUGGCGGGGGAGCGCCGCUUCGCCUCCAUCGUGGCCAAGCGGCUGGAGAGCCUGGGCGCUUUGACUCACGGGGACCGGAGAGCCACUGAGUCCAGAGACUUGAGCAAGUACAACUUUGAGAACAAGUAUGGCACCAAGGCUCUGGAUAAGAUCACCAAAGCCAUCCUGGGAUACAUCCAGAACAAAGUCCCUCCCCCAAAAGGGUAUCCGGGCGGGGACGCCACGUUCUUCAGUGAUAUGAAGCGGGGUCUGACGGACGUGGGCAUCUUCUGCAGGGAGCCGCGCACUGGGAUCAACACUGAGAAAGACUGCAGUAUCACUAAGUUCCUGAAUAGGAUCCUGGGGCUGGAGGUGCACAAGCAGAACUCGCUGUUCCAGUACUUCACCGACAACUUCGACUACCUGAUCGACAAAGACAAGAAGGAGGGAAAAUACGACAUGGGCAUUCUGGACCUGGCGCCAGGCAACGACGAAAUCCACGAGGAGACGCAGGAGAAGUUCCUGACCAAUGGAAACCCUCAGGAGGGUCAGGUGGUCUUGUACAAGAUCAGCGUGGAUCGCGGCAUGCCCUGGAACGAGGCCCUGGAGAAAUGGCGGACUCUCGCCGGCCCUGAUGAGGGAUUCUACCUCUCACUCAAGCUCCGGGGGAACCAGCCCUGCGUCCUGCUGGCAGAACAGGGCCGAGGACACAGCUUCAUCCUGUACAAGCCCAACAUCGGCAAGCAGGCCCACCCAGAGAGCCCGGACAACCUGCAGCGCCGCUACUACAAGGUGACACCUGAUGAAGCCAAGGAGUACUGGGAGAAUCAGUUCACUUUCUCCUUCAACAAGUGCAGCCACGCUAACUGGAACGGGCGCUGUAAGCAGGUGGAGGCGGGGCACGAGUGCUGGCUGGGCAUGCGUCUGAGGCAGUACCACAUGCUGUGCGGCGCGCUGCUCCGCGUGUGGAAGCGUGUGGCCGACGUGGUCUCUGACGUCACCGCCUCCAGCAUCCUGCAGAUCGUGCGGCUCAAGACCAAGCAGCACAACAAGCAAGUGGGUAUAAAGAUCCCGGAGGCGUGUGUUCCGCGGGUGAGGGCGGAGCUUGCUCAGAUGGACGAGGAGGUGAAGCGGCGGCGGAGAGAGAGAGAGCAGCGGGCGGAGGAGGAGCGAGCGGCCAAGGAGCAGGCGGCCAAGGAGCAGGCGGCCGAGGAGCUGGCCAAGGAGGUGGAGCGCCAGCAGCGGCUGCUCUACAGCCGCUACUUCCCCUCCGGCCAGCAGAGGGCGCCCCUGGACCUGUCGCGGCCCCAGGGCCUCUCCCCUUACCUCGCCCCCACGCCCCCGCCCGCACCCCCGCUCCCGUACCUCAUGCCCCGCCCCCAGAGGAGCCUGCCCGGCGACAGUGGCGCCUUCCUGGACCUGACCACCAGCAGCCCCUCGCUCUCCCCCGAGCCAGCGGGGGGCGCUGACGAGCCCUUCGACCUGGAGUCCCUGAUCGCGCAGUCCAAGCUGGGCUGCCCGCUGACCUCCGACCCCCAGCACGACGGCUUCUCCGCGCACGAGGCCUUCCUGGACUGCCCCUCCCCCUGCCUGCCUUCGUCAUACCUGCUCCCCGCCCCCGCCGUCUCCUCCUCAUCCUCGUCCUCAUCCUCCUCCUCCUCCUCCUCGUCUUCGUCCUCUUCUUCCUCCUCUUCCUCAGCCCCUGCCUGCAACGCCCCACCCCUAGCCCCGCCCCCCGCCUUCUUUCCGUACCCGGGCUCCGCCCCCGCGGACCUGCAGCCCUGGUCUUUACCCAACGGGCACUGCGGGGCCGACGCCCUCAUCAACGCCCGGGAGGUUCUGGACAACAUGUUCCGGAACAACCCGGAACGGCAGUCCGUCAUCCAGUACCGCUUCACCGACUAGGACCUGGCCUGCAGAGGGAGGCCCCGCCCUCCCGACCCUCCACUUCCUGGAGCCGCGGUGCGACGGCCUAUCUCUUCCCCCCCACCUCUGUGUCCUGGGGUUGGGGGGGGGGAGGAGUUUGGAGGUGAACACGACUCACCUCUGGCCCCCCCGGCAGCUCCAGGUGGAUGUUUUCAUUAAAGUGAGAAACAGACAAAAAAGAAAACGCUUCCUUAGCUAAGGGAGAAUGGAAACGUCUGCUGUGCGCAGGUUUGUGUGGAGAUGAAGGGUUUGGACAGGACAGGCCUCCACAGACUUCCGGUCACACUGUGGACAGAGUGGAUGGGCCCUGCUGGGUUUCGAUGCCUACGGCGGCCAUCUUGGGAGGCUCUCUGUGGCCCAUAGACCGCUGCCACCCUGUGAGAGCGGUGAAAUGGUGCUACGAGGGGGAGUCUCAGCCAGGCACCGGGAGGGGUGGAGAACCGCGCCCUAAAGACCUUGCUGUGCGCCCCCCCCCAGCACGGUGAUGGUGGAGCGUUUGCGCUCACACGGGAGCGACACGGUCAGGCUCUCUGGGUCCUCGGCUGGGCAAGGUCAACCCAGGCCGCCAAUGUUACUUUUAAUGCAGAAACUGACUUUUAAAAUUUUAUUUUUUAUCGUGUUCUUUUAGCGCCACCGAGACGCUUUCUCCCCCUUUUUCACGUGGAGCUUCGGCCUUUUUGACCUGCUCCACACCCCCCCCACCCUCCCCCCCUCCAAGAAAAGCAAAAUGAAAAACACUCCCCAUCUCCCAAAGAGAGCAUUAGAAGGACUAGCAAAGAAGUAAGAAAUUAUUUUUUGUUUUAAGGAUCAAUAGCCAUAUGUGAUUAUUUCUCCUGUUCCCUGAUUGGUGUAAAAUCGCGUGGCCUGCUCUGUGUGCGUCUCCAGGCCCCAGCGCCCCUCCUCUCCUUUGGUUGUCCUUGUUUGUGAUUGGCCAGACACUGGUCCGGGGUCAAAAAGCAGCCAUUCAGGGUAGGGCUUGCAGGCGACAGGCGGUCCUGGUAAAUGAGCGGGCGAAUCCGUGCCAGAGGGGCGGAGCCAGAGGAGUCCGUGCGGGAUUCAGACCUCAGUGGCGUGUGGUGCAUUGUGGGGCUUCAGGAUUCGGGCGUGGACCUCGGCGCGCCCUCUGCGCGUCACAGGAUGCUGAAAUGACAGAAAACGCCUGCCCUUAUAACCGUGCCUUCAAAACAAUUCUAUGAAAAAAUGCAGUCUUUAAAAAUGAAAUGAAUAAAAACACACAUGUAUAUAUUUAUAUUUAGAGCAGUGGUAUGUUAUUUAUUAUGGAGUUGCAUUUAACUCUCACCCCCCCGUAGUCUUUUAGUGUCGAACUAUACAAAGCUGGGAACAGGUAGUGCUCUAACGAGGUCACGUGACAUUCUGCCUACCCCCCAUUGGUCUGUUUCCUGCCCAAUCCCAUUCGCCAUUCCAGACAUUACAGCCUAGAUGAAGCCAUGGAGCUUAGCGUUCGGAAAGUGUAUUCUUCUUUCUGUAAAAAAAAAAUAAAUAAAAUAACUUCUUUGUUUCACUCCUUGAUUUAAAAUUCUCAGGGCAGUGGACGCCAUGCUUUUUAUUUUUUUAUUAUUUUUUUUCCCCCAACGUUAGGACGGAUUUCUGAAGUUCCCCUCCCCCGAAUACUCACAUAUCAAAAGCGCGAGUCCUUAAGCCUCAAGUGCAUGUAGUUGGUGAUUUGAAUCCCUGGACGAAAAUAAAUAAAUAAAUGCAUUUUUUUUUUUUUUAUUCAAAAAGACAAAGUGGUUUCUCCCGGUUUCAGCCCUUCUCUCAGACGUGUGCGUUUCCAUAGCAAUAAAACCUGUGUGACUGUAAACAAAAACGUGUAUUAUAAAUAAUAAAAACGUAAAAGUUGACUUCUGCUCCUGUGCAGUAUGAUGUCGAAGUGUGUGAGAGAGCCAGAAGUCCUCAGAUCACUGGUUAGUUUUUCUCUUGUGGACUGACCUGCUGUAGAAACAAGUAAUAAAUACAGAAGAAAUUAUAACAGGUCCGAUAUUUUUAGAUCAAGCCUUGUGUCCUGUGCUCCUGUAAAUAAAAUGGGACGAAAGCAAUUUGUCUUUUAUUAAUACUAAUGUUGUUUGUAUAAUUGUUAUUGUUGCUAUAAUUAUAAUUGUUUGUUAUUUAUAUUUAAGGGACACUAGUGGAAUUUAAAAAAUAUAUAUAUUAUAAUCCUGUUCUGUAGUUUAGUCGGAUAAAGGUUUUGUCAGGGACUCCUUUGAAUUAACAAACAAAACGAAACAAAAAAAGUGUAUUGUAACCUGCCACCAAAUAUAUUGCACUGUUCUGUACUGCUGUGGGGUCAGUCUUCUCUCAGUUUUAUUAUUUUUUUUUGUUUUGACCCAAGUUCAAUUUUUCGGACUUGUUUUUUUUUUUUUUUUUUUUUUUCUCCAGUCCAAGACUUCAGACCGCAAAGUGAUACCAAAGUGUUUUGCGCCUGAAGUUACUGACUACGUGUGAACUGUUCUGAAUCUCAGGAAGAAAACCUUUACCAUAAAUAAGAUCUGUCUUAGCCAAUCGUUUUAGAGCAAAGGUCUGGUUAAGUUGAUUAUUUACAGUGCAGCCAACCAAUGACUACAGUAACAACAAAAGAGAACACGACUGCAAAUUUUGUUCGUACUGCACUUCUCUGAAAAAGAAGCUGUCAGUUUUUGUUUUUGUUUGUCUUUUUCUCGAGACUUGAUAUUGUGGGGUUUUUUUAAUCGUCUGUUUUUAAUUGUCAGGUGUUUCUGCCUCCUCUCAUUGUUUUUGCAUUCUUAGUGUAAAGCUCAAAAUCUGUUCCUGAACAUAAUUGUUUUUUAAAACAUAUUUGUGAGUGAGUGGUUGGGGGGUGGGGUGGGGGGGGGGCAUGUGAAGUACAGUAAUUGGUAUUUAAAAAUGAAAUUUAAGUACAAACUUUUCCUGAAUCCAGACCUAGGCUUCCUGGAAGUGUUUGAAUCUGGAAUGCAGGCUCUAGUAUGCGAUUGAGACUCCAUUCCAGCUCAUUGGCCACCAUUUGCAAAAAAAAAAAAAUUAUUAUUAUUAUUAUUAUUAUUAUGAUUUUGAUCAUUCCCAUUUCCAGUAUAGUUACACUCUGAGCUCCCAGUUAAGGUCUUGGCAUUGCACUUGUGCAUGCAAAGCUGAAAGAAACGAAAUGUCGAUUUGGGGAGCACAGGAUGAGAAGUUGACGGACAGCGUUGGCCACCUGGGUCGUUUUUUAUCGUAAUAACUUAUUGUGACCCCCCUCGUAUUUUUAAGCAUUUUAUUAUUGUAGUCCAAUUUGGAAAAAUAGAUAUUGUCACUAUUCUGAGUUACGUGCCCUGGUGAGAUUUAACCCUGGAUUAGAGACUCGAUUGCUGUAUUUUCAGUUUCAGUUUGCACUAAGAAUGGCUUAAACACGUAACCGUCACAUUUGCGCCCAUGUUUUACUGUUCUACAGCAGUAAGCCCGUAUUUGUCCUGUUUUUUUUUUUUUUUUUUUUUUUAACAGUUUUACGUGCAGAAACCAUCUCCAUCCUUCUCUGACCUUGACAGAUAUCGCGUUCAAAUAAAUUAUUGCUAACAGUAAAAAUAAUUUUUUUUAAAAAUACAAAAAAAAAUGCUACUGAUUGUAUUUUAUUGUUUAUUUUUUACAAAAGCUAAUUUUCCUGUAAAACUGUUAAACUGCACUUUCGGGGUUUGCUUUUGUUUUUCUAUGUAUUUAUAUUUUAGAUCAAAGUGUAUAUAUUGUAAACGAUUGUGCCUUUUGACUAAUUCCUAAAAACAACAACAACAAAAAAGUUUUCUAUACAUAACAGAAGGAAAUAUUGUAUUGCAAUCUUGGUUUUGUUGAAAGACAAAAUAAAAACUCAGAGGUUGCUGAAAAGGCA